AUGGCGACGGACGUGGGCCUGUGCCGCUUGGAGUUGCAGCCUGGGCAAGCUUCGCAAGUGGUGGGGAGUCAGUUGCCUACUUUUGGUUCCGCGGUGUUCUGGAAAGAUUAUCUUGUUUUUGUCACGCUGUUCGUGGGUCUGAAUUUGGCAGUGCGGCUAAACGAAAGAGUCAAAUUUGAGCCGUGGCAAUUCCUUGCACGCCUUGCGCUUGGGAGCGUGUCUUUCACCCGGCGUAAGACCGUGAAGGAUGCAGAGCCUGCACAGAUCGCGCGCAUUCCAAAAGAGAGCCUCGUGACCGGCUGCGCCGGAAACGCUUGCCUGUUCCGGGCGGCCAAGACAAUCCCAGCGCUGCUCAAAGAGCAAGCAGCGCGGAUUCCAGAUGCAACAUUUCUAGAAAUUUGGGCGCCUGGGAGAGGGAUCAUCCGAAACUUAAGUUUUCGCCAAUUUGCCAGUGCUGUCCAGAAAGCAACUGGAUGGUUGAAGGCAAAGGGCCUGAUGGAUCAGGAGCAUAUUGGGAUCCUUUCGCAGGACACAUUGGACUACAAAGUCCUACUACUUGCAUGUAUGCAGCUCGGAGCCGUACCCGUUCUGCUUAGCUGGAGGCAACCCCUGGCCAUUCAAGAAGCCAUGUUGUCUGCGGCUAAGUGCACGAAGCUCUUGGCCUCGUGCCAUUACGAGGCAGCUGCCAAAGAGCUAGUCAAGCAGGUCGAUGUCCAGCUUCUCCUGAUGGAAGGCAUGACUUGCGAGGAGUGGGAGGGGUGCGAGGAGAGUGAGGAGCCCAGCGAGGAGACCAACGGAUACGAUGGUGUGGCAGUUGUCCUUUUCACGUCAGGUAGCACGUCCAUGCCGAAGGCCGUCCCACACCGCCACAGCAGCCUGCUGUGGAACUGCCGGAACAUUUUUCGCGAGAAGUCCGAGGCUGCGCUGCUUCCGAACGCUGGGACAGUUUGUUUCCUGCCGAACUUCCACGCCAUCGGCUUGACCGUGAACUUCAUCUUUAACCUCUAUGCAGGGAUCCGCUGUGCAGUCUUGGAAGCGCCGGAAUCGAGUCCGGUGACCGUGGACUUGCUACUGGGAGCUUGUAAAGAUCUUCGGCCCACAGUCCUGAGCACGGUCCCGUGGGUGAUUGAGGCGAUCUGCAAAGAGCUGGAAAGAGGUGAACAAGCAGAUUCUUAUGCGGCUAUUUGUGGGCGUUUGCAUCACAUUGCCUUUGCAGGUGCACAGUUACCUGCAGGCUGCUCCGAGACUUGCAGGGCGCAUGGGAUCAGACUACAGGUGGAUUACGGGCAAACAGAGUUGGGCGGGCCUCUUCUCUUUGGCCGCUUAGGCGCCAGGGCGGACUUGCUGCAACCAGUGGCAGGUGCGACCUACUCCUUCCGUUCUUUGCUCAGCUCGUCGGAGGAGCCACGCCGUGGUGAGCUGGUGCUUCACGGCGCGCAAUCGGCGGCACAGGCGUACCUCAGAGGUAGCCAGGGCCGCCCAUUGACGAGUCCAGGGCAGCUGACAGCGGAGGAGUAUUGGACAGGGGACAUCUUCGAAGAAGUUGAGUGGGACGGCUCUACAUGGCUUCGUCAUUUCUCUCGCAACGAUGACCUGCUUGUCCACACGAGUGGAGAGAUGACGAACCCACUCCCCAUGGAGAAGGUGCUGGGUCGCCUCGGGCUCCGGGCCUGUGUGGUGGGCGACCGUUUUCCACGGCCGCUUCUGGUCAUUGAAGCGGAGCGAACCAAGGAUAAGAGCGCCUCCGAACUUUGGGCCGCCAUCGAGGAGUGCAACGCCUUGCAGCCCGAAUGGUCCCGAGUCCUGCCACAGCACGUGGUGUUGAGCCAGGACAUGCCCAUGAGCGUCAAGGGCGAGAUCCAGCGGCAGUCGUUGCAGAAGUGCAUGGAGCCCACGCUCUCCUGGCUGAUGUUGGGCGGGCCUUCCCUAGAUGUGGAUGCAGCAGCAGCAGCAACCUGGGUCAUAGACAACCUGGAGACAAAGGAGCCUUUCUUUGACUCACUUGCGAUGGCAAGGGAUCAGAAACCUCCGGCCGAACUUGGCCACUUCUAUUUUAUCAUGAUGUUUGGUGUGUUCCUGGGUCACCAUUCCUUCCUCAUCCGGAGAAUUCUGGAUGACAAGGCUGCCGGGAAGUAUCACGCUCUGAACAAUUUGUGGGGCACCAUGUCCAUGCAAGGAUUUGCGAUGUAUGCAGGCUACUUGGACGAGCGAGAAUCUCCAACAUUCCGCUCGCUUGGGCAGCUGCUUAUCCCAUGGGUUUUUGGACGACUCUUCAAAGUAGCGAAACCCGGAGUCGAUGGCAGCUGCGAUUAUCCUUGGUUCUUCAUGUUCAUGUUCUGGGCACGGCUUCUGCACAUUGUGACACGUUUUCUGCCUACACGCCGGGCGGUAUGGGUGGCACGGCUUGUGCUUGCAUGUGCCUUGCACUUUGGGACCGGCAUCACGGCUUCCACGAACUUUCUAGAUAUUGAGGGAGGUGCUCCGCAGCCACUGGCAGUGGCCUUGGUGCCUUACACUCGCCAGGCCGGCUCGCAUUUAUUUCUCUGGUACUUUGGCUUCGGGGCGCUGCUUGGGUGGACCAAGCCCUUCUUCGUGAACACGGCCCGAUGCAAGUGCUACGCAGCAUUGCUGCUGGCUGCCGUCAUGAAAUACUUCAGCAGCAUAAACUACGAGUACGAGCACGAUCCUUCAUCUGGCGCGGGCUACACUGGAGUCACUGCGGAUGUGGGCCAUUUGGGUCAUGACAUCUUCGUGGACAUCGCGCAUUGUUUAUUGUCCUUCCUGGCCCUUCUUUGUGUACUCAUCCUUGUCCCACGCAAGAAGACGGCCUUUAGCGAUGCAGGCGGCAACUCAGCGAGCGCUUAUCUACAAGGCCAGAGAUCUUUCGCCACAAUGUUUUUUGCCAAUACAUACCUUCUUGUAGAUCAGCUGGCUGUCGCUCCUGGCCUCGGUUGGACUGGAGCAGAGUCAGAGGCAAGGUUUGUCUGUGCUGCGAUGGCAACAUGCUUUAUAUGCCUCUUCGUAAGUUUGGGAAUGGAGCCGUUCCUGCCCUCCUGGCUGCACGGUAUCCCUGCAACUGUGAUCUAUGUGACAGUGCUCUUUGGACAAGCGUACCUCUGCAGCAUCCUCUCUGAGCGGCAUGGGCGCUGCUGA
This is a messenger RNA of Symbiodinium natans, 3153 nucleotides long. The record is from the annotation of a GenBank genome assembly. Lineage: Eukaryota; Dinophyceae; Suessiales; Symbiodiniaceae.